Oryza sativa Japonica Group (Japanese rice) is the source of this 1826-nucleotide messenger RNA. Its product is annotated as glucose-6-phosphate/phosphate translocator 2, chloroplastic. Gene Ontology annotation, cellular component: Golgi apparatus; membrane. Gene Ontology annotation, biological process: transmembrane transport. The record is from RefSeq and is a predicted model, not a curated record. NCBI's taxonomy places the organism in Eukaryota, Viridiplantae, Streptophyta, Magnoliopsida, Poales, Poaceae. Gene Ontology annotation, molecular function: triose-phosphate transmembrane transporter activity; phosphoglycerate transmembrane transporter activity; antiporter activity.
CUCCUCUCCCCCUUUAUACUCGCCGGAGCGGAGACUCCCCUCUCCUUCCCUUGUGAUCUCCGAAUUCCCAUAUCAGAUUCCGAGGGCUUGGGGCUCUCCUACGAUCCCCCGCCUCCUCCUCCUCCUCCAUACGGUAUAUCUCUCGGCGGCAUCUCGAAAUCCUCAUCCGUUUCUGUUGUUGUUUCCGCGGCGAGUUUGAGGGGUGUGUGUUCUUGGAGAGGAAGAACCGUUCGCCGGUUUGAUUCAGGGUACAGGAACUUGCUACAGAGUGAUUGGUGGGUGGAUAAGAAGCCAUGCUACCUGCUGUGAAGCUCUCUCCUGGCCCUGUGGCCUUCGCUGGCACCAAUCUACGGUCCAGAUCAGCUUCGGUUUCAUCUGUCUCAAGUCUCAAACCAUCCAAAUUUGUGGUCUCUUCACUCAGACCACUCUACCUUGCACCACUAGAUGGCCCAAGAGCUGCUGGGCAAAAGGCUCAGAGGCAGCCACUUGAGUUCAGGUGUGCUGCUUCCGCAGCCGAUGACAAGGAGUCUAAGACCGAGGUGGUGCCCGUCCGCUCGGAAGCUGCCCAGAAGCUGAAGAUCUCCAUCUAUUUCGCGACAUGGUGGGCGCUUAAUGUGAUCUUUAACAUCUACAACAAGAAGGUUCUCAAUGCUUUCCCAUACCCCUGGCUCACUUCUACGCUCUCCCUUGCCUGCGGCUCUGCGAUGAUGCUUGUCUCAUGGGCCACUCGCCUUGUUGAGGCCCCCAAGACUGACCUAGAUUUCUGGAAAGUUCUUUUCCCGGUUGCUGUGGCUCAUACAAUUGGGCAUGUUGCUGCGACAGUGAGUAUGUCAAAAGUAGCAGUGUCAUUCACACACAUUAUCAAAAGUGCAGAGCCUGCAUUCAGUGUUUUGGUAUCAAGGUUCCUUCUUGGGGAGACGUUUCCGGUUCCUGUAUAUCUUUCUCUUCUUCCAAUCAUUGGUGGAUGUGCUCUUGCUGCUGUCACAGAGCUGAACUUUAACAUGGUUGGAUUCAUGGGUGCCAUGAUAUCAAACCUUGCAUUUGUUUUCCGCAACAUCUUCUCAAAGAGGGGCAUGAAGGGGAAAUCUGUCAGUGGCAUGAAUUACUAUGCCUGCCUGUCGAUAAUGUCCCUUGUCAUACUCACACCAUUCGCUAUCGCUAUGGAGGGCCCUCAAAUGUGGGCUGCUGGUUGGCAAAAGGCUCUUGCGGAAGUUGGUCCCAAUGUUGUCUGGUGGGUUGCUGCACAGAGCGUUUUCUACCACUUAUACAACCAGGUGUCUUACAUGUCUCUGGAUGAGAUUUCUCCAUUGACAUUUAGCAUUGGCAAUACGAUGAAGCGUAUAUCUGUGAUUGUUUCGUCAAUCAUUAUCUUCCACACACCUGUCCGCCCUGUCAAUGCACUAGGAGCUGCCAUUGCCAUCCUUGGCACAUUCCUGUAUUCUCAGGCAAAGCAGUGAGUUCAAAAAGAUGGUAAUGUUCAGGGCCAUGGAUGAAGAAGGGAUCCAGAUGAAGAAUGUCUCUGCCAAACCAGUAGCAAGCACUGAGGCCAAUUUUGCUUGUGCAACUUAUCUUGUAGAUAUAGGGGGGUUAGGUUUUGAUAUGAGGUCAUAAUAAUAAUGGUCUAUGUUGCUCGUUUCUUGUUCCUUGUUAGUGCAAACUGAACUCCAGAGGCUAUGAACUGUGGUCGAGUGUAAUCUUGAAAUAAAAACUUGAAUGGGAAUUUGUCGAUGUUUCAUUCUGGGUGUGGGAAGGUAACUACCAUCCAAGUCCCAGGUUUCAAUGGUUGUUACUACCUUUCUUACUGGCAAAUGAACGGAGGUCACAAA